Molecule: messenger RNA, 2676 nt
Organism: Phymastichus coffea
Lineage: Eukaryota; Metazoa; Arthropoda; Insecta; Hymenoptera; Eulophidae
Exons: 10
Coding region: 190-2175 (661 amino acids)
Molecular function (GO): serine-type endopeptidase inhibitor activity
Source: RefSeq, a predicted model, not a curated record
UCGACUCUCGCGCGCGCGAUUUAUCGACGAUAUUCGGUGAAGUUGAAUUUUUCUUCUUCUGUCAUCGAUCGAACGUAGCAUUCUACUCUUGGAUUAUACUCUUUGCAUUAUACUCUUGGAACAGUUUUUUUAUUAAUAGCCUUUUAGUGCGCUGACACUGCGAUAAGGGGACUCAGGUGAUUCAAGAUAAUGGCUGGUCAUGCGGCCUGGGUUAUCGGCUGUUUUGUCACGGGAUGCUUUUUACUCCCACCAACAUCGAACGUGUGCGGCCAUUUCCAUGCUUACCCGUCGCAUUAUCAAUCAUGGCUACGUUAUCAACCACCACCACCACCCAGACCACCGAGGCAACCAAUCGACUUGAUGACUGAUGCGAUCAAUCGUUUGGGCAUGAGAGUACUACAGCAGUACGUCGAGCCUGGUAACGUUGCAUUUUCGCCGGCUGGUCUUGGCUUCAUUUUAGCCGCGCUUUAUGAAGGUUCAGCUGGGAAAAGUCGACAGCAGAUCGUUGAGUGUUUGGGAUUACCGCACGACAGAAAUGUCGUGAGAGUUGGCAUGAGGGACAUACACAGAAGGUUAAGGACGUAUCUAAACCCCGACGGCUUUCUCGGUGGUCUCAACCUCAAUCGUGAGAAUACAUCACUGCGCACUGACUACGAGGGUAUACUACGAUUUUACGGCUUCGAUCUCACCAUCGAUUUGUCGAACUUCACGGCAAACGCCACCGCUGGGAAUUUCGGCUUGAGAGGAUCGAUGACUACACCCAAUCCAUUAUCGACUCAAGCAUUCACGACCGAUGCGCAAGCUGACUCGACUACGACACCUGUAAUUGAUACGACUAUGACUACCAUGCCACCAACUACUGCUAAUGUUAUUAAUACAGAUGCAGGCGCCGCUGCAGCAACGAUGAUAACGACGACGACAGGUGCACCCACGACGACGAUUGACACGUCAGUUGUGAUUAUAUCAAAUCCGACGACAAUGCUCACUACCGCUGCUCAAACAAUGACUACACCAUCACCCACUACUACACCCAUUACGACGCCACCAACUCCGGCCAGCAUACAAGCCACGACGUCACCACCAACUACUACGACCACUAUGCCAACCACCACCACCACCACCACACAAGCAACAACGACAACGACAAUGCCGACGACAACAACGACGCAGCCAACGACAACGACAGCGCAAACUAGUGCGAUGUUGUCGUCGACGUUACCGCGGAUGAUGAUGACGAGUCUGGGACCAACUUCAGCUGACCUACCUACAACAACGCAAUUUAUGAUAUUGGAGGAUAUAGCCACGGUACUUCCACCCACGCUGAUACCAUCUUUCAGGAAAAAAAGAAGUAGUUUUAACAGGAGGCGGACUAGACUUGAUCCAAAUGGUGAUAGGAGAAGACGAAGCUACAGCGAAGGAUAUUUUUCUAGUUAUCCAGACGAUGGACUCUGGAUGCAAGAUUUGGGUAUUUGGUCUGAUCAGCAGCAUCAGCAACAGCUUCAAAUACCUUCGAAUAUCCGUGACCCCGGGGAGUUACAAUUUUUAGUUAAUGGCUGCGAGUUUGCGAGUGUACUUGCAGCUUCUUAUACAUCAGUUCUACCCUUCGCCUACUUUCCUACGCUCAAGGCUUCUGCGUUGGAGUUUCCACUUGACAAUCCUCGGUACAACGUACUACUGCUGUUACCGAACGAAAAGCACGACGCUCAACGACUAUCACGGGAGCUUUCGGGACAGAAUCUAAGGCUCCUACGUAACCAGCUGCAACCCACUACUGUACGAGCUACUAUACCUUCAUUUUCACUUAGGGGCUUUGUCACCCUCACCUCCUACCUUCAACGGCUCGGCGUGCGAGACGUGUUCGAGCCGCGUUUAGCUGACUUGUCGCCGAUGACGCCAGAUCUGAAUGUAUACGCACGCGACAUCCAGCAGAGCAUAGCAGUGAACAUCCGAAACUACAUGAAUGGCGACGCCAGUGGAAUGCCGCAGAAUCCAAUGCAAGCCGAUCUGUCGCAACGUCGUGAUCCUUGGAGAUAUCAACGGCCAGUGAACGACAGAUACAGUAUAGUGCCGUUCAUAGCCGAUCAUCCGUUUCUGUAUUUCAUCAUAGACGACGAGACAUCGGUGGCCCUCAUAGCUGGACGCAUCGACGACCCCCUCAACUCCAGAAUUCUAUGACGCUCACGCUCGGCCCAUUCGCAUGUAAAUGGAGAUUUGAUUCCGACAAGCUGGGACGUGACAUGCCUAUGACGCAUACAUCUCAUAAUUAUGCGACUAUGUCAUGCAAUUUUUGUCAUGGUAGACAGUUUCGUCGAUUAAUUUUCAUUCUUCAAAAUAGGAUGGAUUAUUAUACUGAUUGAUAGGAUUUCCGCGUCUAUCUAUUUAUUUCUUUUACUCGAGUGAAUGAUGGUUUCGGGUCAAUGGUAAUCAGAUUUCUCUUGUACAGAUACGUUUACAAAUUAUUAUUUUAAUCCAGCAGAACGUUACUGAAUUUUCGUAAUUUGUGAUAUUUAACUUUGUUAAAAAAUAUGAAAUAGAUUUUAAAGAAUACAUUCGAACUGUAAUAAUUUUUAAUUUUUUUGAGAAGGUUAUAAUAGUUAGCCAGUGAUAAUAUACAGAUAGUAUAAAUCUUUUGUGAAAAAUUAUUUUAAACAUUAUUAUUGUAUAUAAUAAUUAACA